Molecule: messenger RNA, 2527 nt
Organism: Portunus trituberculatus (swimming crab)
Lineage: Eukaryota; Metazoa; Arthropoda; Malacostraca; Decapoda; Portunidae
Product: serine/threonine-protein kinase Nek3-like
Exons: 10
Coding region: 49-999 (316 amino acids)
Biological process (GO): protein phosphorylation
Molecular function (GO): ATP binding; protein kinase activity
Source: RefSeq, a predicted model, not a curated record
AGAGAGAGAGAGACGAGUCAGACACAAGGAGACCAUCAGGCAGGAAGGAUGGAGGUGGACAUGGGCGCUCGCUUCAAGAAGGUGGCCAGCAUAGGGCGCGGCACUUUUGGGGAGGCGUGGCUUGUUGUCAGCACUUGUUCCAGGCGCAGGUACGUAAUGAAGGAGGUGCGCCUGGAAGACCUGCCUGCAGAAGAGGUGGAGAAGACGCGGCAGGAGGCAGAGGUCCUGGCUCGCUGCAAACACGCUAGCAUUGUUAGGUAUAAGGAGUGUUUCGUCCGAUCGGCGCCCCUCACCAUGUGUCUUGUUAUGGAGUACGCUGGGGGAGGCGAUCUGUCCCAGCGAGUGAGCGAGGCCAGGCGGCGAGGACAGCAGCUGGCCGAGGACGUGGUGCUGGACUGGUUCUCGCAAAUUAUCCUCGCGGUUCAGUACCUUCAUUCCAAUAACAUCCUGCACAGAGACCUCAAGACACAGAACAUCUUCCUGACGGCGGACAACAUGGUGAAGGUCGGGGAUUUCGGGAUAGCCAGGCUGCUGCGGGACAGACAAGACCUGGCCACCACCACCAUCGGCACGCCCUUCUACCUGUCCCCAGAGAUUUGCCUCAGACGGCCGUACAACCACAAGAGUGACAUGUGGGCGGUGGGGUGUGUCCUGUACGAGCUGUGUGCCCUCAAACAGCCCUUCCAAGACGCCUCCUUCGACCGCCUGGUGAUGAAGAUCCUUAGCGGGGAAUAUGAGAGUCUGUCCUCGAGCUACACGCCCUUGGUACACCAGCUAACGAAACUGCUACUGAGAACUACCCCAGAGAGACGCCCCUCCGCAGCUGCUCUCCUCACCACCCCCGGCUUGACUCCUUACGUGCAUGGCUACCUCAGCAGGUACGAGGUGUUGCUGGCAGAGGGAGGAGCAGAGGGCAAGGAGACCCCAAGCCCCCCAGGUCCAUCAGGCCCCUCACCCCCAGGAGGCCAGGAUACUGCAGGACCCUCCUCACUUGGCUAGGAUUCGAGAAAGUGUCCGGGUGAGAGGUCAGCGAGGCAGUGUUGACCUGGGCUCCAUCCACACAGCUCAGCAGGGAGGCAAGGAGCGGGGACUGAAGCGAAACAGGAAGGGGGACGAGAGAGAGAGAGAACGCGCAUCAUCAGAUUCAACAAUACUUACCUUCCUUCAUUCCCCUCAGUUCCCCUCCCCUCCUCUAACCCCCAACCCUCGCCUCCCCAUCCCCCAAUGCCCCAACGCCCUCCCAGUCCCCUCUACCUCUCUAAAUUGUGAGGGGAAUGAAAAUAAUGAUGGAUUUCAGAGUCCUCUUCCGUGUCUGCCUCACAAGAGAGCCGAUACACCGUGGCCAAAAGUCAGAAAGAAUUUGUUGAGGUGAUGAGAGAGAGAGAGUGAGUGAGAGAGUGAGAGAGUGAGAGUGGGAACUUGUGUAUUAUGAGUAGUAUGAUUGUGAAGGUUUUAAUUAAAGAUAGUGAAAAAAAGAUGAAAAAAUCGAAGGUUAUGAGAGUGUGAGAGAGAGAGAGUGAGAGAGUGAGAGUUCGUGUAUUGUGUUUUUAGAUAGUGAGAAAAUGUGAAAAAAAACUGAGGUUAUGAAAGAGUGUGAGUUGAUGUAUUUUAUGAACUAGCUUUAAAAUUGUGAUGGUUUGAUUGAGAUGCUGAGGUGAAGUUGGGAAAAUUGGUGGAGAGAUGAGUGUUUUAGUGAAAGAUGAAGGUUUUGAGAUGAAGUUGGAAAAAUUAAUGAAGAGAUGAGUGUUUUAAUGAAAAAAAAGAUGAAGUUUUUGAGAUGAAGUUGGAAAAAUUAAUGAAGAGAUGAGUGUUUUAGUGAAAGAAGAUGAAGUUUGUGAGGUGAAGUUGGGAAAAUUAAUGAAGAGAUGAGUGUUUUAAUGAAAGAUGAAGUUUUUUGAGGUGAAGCUGGAAAAUUAAUGACGAGGUAAGUGUUUUAGUGGAAGAAGAUGAAGUUUGUGAGGUGAAGUUGGGAAAAUUAAUGAAGAGAUGAGUGUUUUAAUGAAAGAUGAAGUUUUUGAGGUGAAGCUGGAAAAUUAAUGGCGAGGUUAGCGUUUUAGUGAAAGAAGAUGAAGUUUGUGAGGUGAGGCUGAGAAAAUUAAUGAAGAGAUGAGCGUUUUAAUGAAAGAUGAAGUUUUUGAGAUGAAGCUGGAAAAAUUAAUGGAGAGAUGGGUGUUUUAAUGAAAGAAGGUGAAGUUUUUGAGGUGAAGUUGGGAAAAUUAAUGAAGAGGACUGUUUUAGUGAGAGAUGAAGUUUUUGAGAGGAGGCUGGAAAAAAUUAAUGAAGAGAUGAGUGUUUUAGUGAAAGAUGAAGUUUGUGAGGUGAAGUUGGGAAAAUUAAUGAAGAGAUGAGCGUUUUAAUGAAAGAAGAUGAAGUUUGAAGUUUUAAUGGACGUGUGAAAAAGAUGUGUUAAAAUGAAGACAGGAUUUUAUUAACGUGAUGACAGAAAUGAAGGAUGAAAACUAAGAAAAAAAAAUGAAAAAAAAAAAUGACGCAGUAAAAUAAAGAUUAAUAAAGAACAAAUAAAUAA